Molecule: messenger RNA, 864 nt
Organism: Portunus trituberculatus (swimming crab)
Lineage: Eukaryota; Metazoa; Arthropoda; Malacostraca; Decapoda; Portunidae
Product: anti-lipopolysaccharide factor-like
Exons: 4
Coding region: 159-536 (125 amino acids)
Source: RefSeq, a predicted model, not a curated record
GCGUGUCUGCAAACUUCCCGAUGUGUGUGUAAAAUUUUCCUAGUUUGGAGGUAUAUGAACAUCCGGCAGGCGCUCUCUCCUCACUCCCUCACCGGCUACAACACAGGCACGUGAAACACACACACAGGUGACUCCACGGACACCUUAUCUUAAACAGGAUGCAUGUGUCCCGGCCAUGGGCGGUGGUGGUGGCGGUGGUGGUGGUGAUGGCCCUACCCACACCCACGCAAGGGGGGUUGCUAGACAUUGUAAAAUCCAUCGUAGUACCUGCAGCGAGAGAAACCAUCAAGACACAAGAAAUCACGCUGCUGGAUCACUACUGCACGUUGUCGAGGAGUCCCUACAUUAAGAGGUUUGAGCUGCACUACAGAGCGGAUGUGACCUGCCCUGGCUGGACCAGCAUUAAGGGAAGAGGCUCCAAUCACACAAACCCAACCAACUCCGAGAAAGACGCUCUGAAGGACUUUAUGACGCAGGCGGUGGCGGCAGGACUAGUCACUAAGGAGGAAGCGGCACCCUGGCUCAACCACCGCUAAGCCACACCCAGCACACCCUUCACUCCCCUUCUACACUUCUUCCUUGGACUGUAUUUCUAAGCGUUUCGGCGACUAAUCUCGACUGCAUUUGACAGGUUGUAGUAAAAGUUAUUGUCAUUUUCAAAAGUGCUUUCAUGUUUCUAGUAUCAGUUUAAUAUUGACUCUACGUCUUUAAUAGUCUCUGGUUGAAUUAAUUAUUGUUUUGCUUUCAGUGUGUUGUCAUGGUUCUAGUGACAAACAGGAUUCUAUCGUCACCUUAAUGCAUUACGGUUUUCAAAGGUGUUUUUUUUUUUUUUCUUAUUUUACCGAUAGUUUAACGAAUAUUCCG